This is a messenger RNA of Colletotrichum truncatum, 5184 nucleotides long. RefSeq names its product ABC multidrug transporter. Gene Ontology annotation, cellular component: membrane. Lineage: Eukaryota; Fungi; Ascomycota; Sordariomycetes; Glomerellales; Glomerellaceae. The record is from RefSeq and is a predicted model, not a curated record. Gene Ontology annotation, molecular function: ABC-type transporter activity; ATP binding; ATP hydrolysis activity. Gene Ontology annotation, biological process: transmembrane transport.
AUGGCUGCCGCAUACUCCACCAACAACAGGACGGAGAGCGGGCGACCGGUGGUACGGAGCAGGCGAACAUCCACCCAACCCCAAUCACCACCAGCUACCGCGGUCGGAUCUUCACGCCAGUCGCGACCUCUUUCCUCACUCGUCAGUUUUCCGGGAGUUCCCAGUGGCAGCCGGCCCAAAUCCGUGCAUAUAUCUGCGGACGAGUAUAAAGCCAUCACCGAUCUCGUCGAGCUAGCCAAGGAGUUCCUCGAGAAGCAACAAAGUGGCGAUGUCUCGACGUCGUUGAACCAAAACGACUCUCCUAACGUCUCGAAGCCUCCAAAACAGAAUGGGCCCCUCGACCCCUUUGGUGCCAACUUCGACGCCCGGAAGUGGGCCGAGUCCUUCUACCGCCUCCGCUCCGAUUGCUGCGAGGUGCGUAAGGCGGGCGUGGCGUUUCGCAAGCUGAGCAUAUCUGGCCAUGGGUCCGACACGGCGUUCCAGAAAACGGUAGGCAACGCGUGGUGGCUGAAGGCUGUGUCAGCUGUACGUUGGCUGUUGCGCAUGAAGUCCCAACAGGUGCGCAUACUGCAGGAUCUCGAGGGAGUGUUAAAUGACGGUGAGAUGCUGUGUGUACUGGGUCCCCCGGGCAGUGGGUGUUCGACCUUUCUGCGGACGAUCGCGGGGGACUCGCAAGGCACGCAGAUGGCGGAGGAUGCCUAUCUUAACUACCGCGGCGUGAGUGCCGACGAGAUGAAGCGCUAUUUCAGGGGCGACGCCAUCUACACCGCCGAGGAGGACGUGCAUUUCCCGAUGCUCUCGGUGGCGGACACGCUUUUCUUCGCUGCGCGGGCGAGAGCACCUAAGACCCGACCCGGGGGACUUUCGGCGGACGAGUACGCCCGACGCGUAAGGGACGUGACCAUGGCCAUGCUGGGAAUUCAGCACACGAUGCAGACACCCGUCGGCGGCACAGAGGGCGACACGGUGCGCGGCGUGUCGGGCGGCGAGCGCAAGCGUGUGAGCAUCGCCGAGGCAGCCCUGAGCUUCGCGCCGAUUCAGUGCUGGGACAAUAGCACACGAGGGCUCGAUAGCGCCACGACGGUCAACUUUUGCAGGACACUGCGGGUCCAGAGCGACAUCAUGGGCAUGACGAGCGCGGUAGCCAUCUAUCAGGCUCCGCAGGAGGCCUAUGAGCUGUUUGACAAGGUUCUGGUUCUCUACAAGGGACGACAAAUCUACUUUGGCAAGACGACGCAAGCCAAGCGCUAUUUCCAGCGACUGGGCUUCGUUUGUCCUUCGAACCAGACGACGCCGGACUUCCUAACGUCCAUGACCAGUCCGGCUGAGCGUGAGGGCAUCAUUAAGCCCGGCUACGAGACAAAAGUCCCGCAAAGCCCCGAUGAGUUUGCAGAAGCGUGGCGGACAAGCAGCCACCGCCGCCAGCUCGGCCAAGAAUUGGACUCCUACGACACAUCUUUUAGUCUGACGGGCUCGCGUACUCACUAUGCUGACUUCCUGGCGAGCAAAAAAAGUGACCAGUCGUCGUUGCAGCGAUGGAAGUCGCCUUACACCCUCUCGUACCCGCGGCAGGUUCUGCAAUGCCUGUGGCGAUCUCUUGCGCUGCUCAAGGCGGCUCCACAGAUGACGGUGGCGAUGCUUGUCAUAAACUUGUUCCAGACACUCAUCGUGGCCAGCGUCUUCUUUCGGCUGCCCAACACGGCCGAGUCUAUGAAGGCGCGCAGCACGCUUCUGUUCACCGCCGCGCUGGUCAACGCCUUUGGAUGCGUGCUCGAAGUGGGUGCCUUGUACGCCAAGCGCGCCAUCAUUGAGAAGCAUGUGCGCUUUGCUCUAUAUCACACCUCGGCUGAAGCCAUCGCGGAUCUGGUCAUGAGCCUGCCGUACAAGCUGCUCAACGCUAUCACGGUCAACACCAUCUUCUACUGGAUGUGCAACAUGCGCACAGAAGCUGAAGCGUUUUUGUUUUUCGUGCUGGUCCAGUUCGCCAUGACGCUUGCUGUGAGCCUGCUUUUCCGAUUUGUCGCUUCGGUGACCAAGAGCCACGCGGCGGCCAUGGCUCCGUCGACCAUAGUGCUGCUUACGCUAGCGUUGUACACCGGUUUCGCCGUCCCGCCUAUGUAUUACAAGCCGUAUGCCGCGUGGAUCGCCACGGUCAAUCCCGUGGCUUACGGUUUCGAGGCCCUCAUGAUCAAUGAAUUCGGUGACGGGCGUAGGUUCCCUUGUACGGUCUUCGUUCCGUCUGGCCCGACCUACGAUACGGGUAUGAUGACGCAAACACGUGUCUGUGCUGCGCAAGGAGGUGUCGCGGGUGCAACGUUCAUCGAUGGGAGCGCUUACAUCACCGGUGCAUUUGGGUAUCUGGACAGCCAUCGGUGGCGGAAUGUCGGCAUUAUUUUUGCGUUCUCUGCUGCAUAUCUUCUGCUCCAUCUCAUUGCGACGGAGCUGGUGGGUGGUGAAAAGAGUAACGGAGAGAUGCUUGUUUUUCCAAGGGGAAAAGUCCCCAUCAGGCGGGCAAGAGACGUGGAGAACCAUAUCACCAAGGCCGAAGUAAGGACAGCGGCACCGAGUACGAGCAAGCCCAUGGCUUCCCUUCCUGUCACGCCUGUUGCGCCUGUGUUCAUGAAAAGCGGGCAUGGCAAUAGUCAAUUCGCAGGUAUCUAUACUGAUGGGAGUUAUCCAAUGACAACGGGGAGUGGAAAUGAUGCCGGCAGAGAUUCGCUUGCCAAGUCCUGGAACUGGCCGCAGGGGCAAAACGUGUAUAAAGACCGCAGCGGAAGCGAUGACGACGGCGACCUGGGUAUCGAUCGUCAAACGGCCAUCUUCCAUUGGAGCAAUGUUUCCUACGAAGUCAAAGUCAAGAAGAAUGAGAUGAAACGGAUCCUGGAUGGCGUGGAUGGCUGGUGUGAGCCGGGGACGCUCACUGCGCUCAUGGGCGUCUCGGGUGCCGGCAAAACCACCUUGCUUGACGCCCUCGCCUCACGCCUGUCUAUCGGCGUGGUAACUGGCGAGAUGCUCGUCGACGGUGCCCCGCGUGACGCUUCCUUCCAGCAAAAGACGGGUUACGUCAAGCAGCAAGACCAGCACCUGAUCACGUCGACAGUGCGUGAAGCCCUCACUUUCAGCGCUAUCCUCCGUCAGCCAGCGCGUUAUUCCCGUAAGCAAAAGAUUGCGUAUGUCGACAAGGUCAUUGGAAUUCUUGGUAUGGAGGAAUAUGCCGACGCGAUAGUGGGCGUGCCUGGAGAGGGCCUAAAUGUGGAACAGCGGAAGAGACUGACCAUUGGUGUUGAACUGGCCGCCCGACCUGCUCUGCUGCUGUUUCUAGAUGAGCCCACCUCUGGCUUGGAUUCGCAGACGAGCUUGUCCAUUUGCACUUUACUCGAGACAUUGAGACAGAACGGCCAGGCUAUACUUUGCACGAUUCAUCAGCCGUCAGCAGUUCUCUUUGAGCGGUUUGAUAGGCUUCUUCUCCUGGCUCGUGGCGGACGUACCGUCUACUUUGGCCAGAUCGGACGCAACGCCAAUGUCCUGGUGGACUAUUUCGUCCGUAAUGGCGGACCAUCGCCAAGAAAGGGGCAGAACCCCGCUGAGUACAUUCUCGAACAAGUCAGUGCCAGUGGUGAUAAGGCUGUAGACUGGCCCGACAUCUGGCGGCAGAGCACCGAGUAUGGCGAGGUCAAGGCCCGCCUUGCCCGCUUGAAAGAAACCGGGAGAGGGUAUCACACAAAACACGCAACUCAACAGCAGCAGGAUCCUGACUUCGCCGCCCCCUUUGCUAUCCAGCUCUCAGAGGUAGUCAAACGUGUAGCCCGACACUACUGGCGCAGCCCGGGUUAUAUUUACGCAAAGAUGCUGUUGACGUUUGGUGCCGCCCUCUUCAUCGGUCUCUCACUGCUCAAUAUGCCAAACACUCAGGUGGGCAUCACGGCCCAGACUAUCGCCAUCUUUAUGUUCCUCACGACGCACCUCAACCUGCUGCAGCAGAUCCUGCCUAUCUUCGUAGCGCAGCGCACGCUCUAUGAGGGCCGCGAGCAGCCGUCACGCACUUACUCGUGGGCUGCGUUCAUGGGGGGCCAGGUGGCUGUCGAGAUGGUUUACAACGCUCUGAUGGCUCCGCCAGCGUUUUUGGCUUGGUAUUACUUAGUUGGGCUGUAUCGCAACGCGGCAGAAACAAACGACACCGCCGCGCGCGGCGGUCUAGCUUUUUUGUUUAUGCUCGUCUUCUUCUUGCAGGCGAGCACAUUUGCGCACAUGAUUGGAGCCGUGUUCAACCUCCCCGACCAGGCCGCCGGUAUCGGCAAUCUCAUAUUUGUCAUGAUGUUCAUCUUUAACGGACUUCUUGCCGCGCCACCCAACUUCUGGGUGUGGGUGUACCGCGUCAACCCAUUCACCUACCUGGUUGAAGGUCUGUUAGGCACAGGGCUAGCGAACGCAGGUAUUCACUGCGCGAAGAAUGAGUUUCUUCUCAUGAACCCGCCGCCCGGGAUGACCUGCGGCCAGUACUUACAAACCUAUAUCGCCCAGGCGGGCGGGUACCUUGCUGAUCCGGCCGCCAUGGGAAACUGCAGUUUCUGCACUACGAGCAACACAAAUGAGGUGCUGGCCGGGGUGCACGUCGAAUUCGGCAAUCGCUGGCGCGACUUGGGGAUUUUGUUCGCGUACGUCUUUGUUAACGCCGUGCUCGCUUUUGCUUUGUACUGGGUACGUGUGCCCAAGCCCAAGAAGGAUAAAGACGGUAAACCAUCGCCGUCUAAAUCGCCAUCUGGCCAUCAUAGCAAGAGCAUAGACUCUCCCCCUGAAGCUUGGAACCGUCUAACAGUGGAGAGUGGGUCAGGCGAUGCUGGCGAGGACUCGCCAAAGCGUCGUUGGGACGAGAAACGAGCGAAUAAGUCCUUGAGCGGUGACACCUUGCAAGCCAGGAAAGUGCCGGGAUCGCUUCGAUCGUCCAUUAAGGGCAGUAAACAGGGACGCCGAGUCAGUCAUCUGCUUGGAGGUAGCGGCAAGAGGUAUUGGGAUGAUGAAGAUGACAGUAUCAACGAUAUCUUAACGCUCGACAAUGAAAUGGAGGAAGAUAAGAAGGAUAAGAUGUUGAACGACUUGGACGAGGGCAAAGAUGACAAUGAGGACUUGACUAUGGGCAAUUUCUCCAUGCAAAGGCCUCCCACGUUUCCUCAUUACUGGAUUUGA